Molecule: messenger RNA, 1429 nt
Organism: Meloidogyne enterolobii
Lineage: Eukaryota; Metazoa; Nematoda; Chromadorea; Rhabditida; Meloidogynidae
Source: the annotation of a GenBank genome assembly
AUGCGUACUGACGUCGAGUUUGAACGUGAACGUCUUGCUGGCAUUUCUAUAGUAAUAUGCACACCAGGACGACUUUUACAACAUAUGGAUGAGAACGGCUAUUUUUGUUUUGACCAACUUCAAAUGCUUGUUAUUGAUGAAGCUGACAGAAUUUUGGAUAUGGGAUUUAAACAACAGAUUGAUGCAAUUAUUGAAAACUUACCAAAGCAAAGGCAAACUCUUCUUUUCUCUGCAACACAGACAAAAAGAGUGGAAGAUUUAGUUCGUGUCUCGCUAAAUGAUCCAGUAUUUGUAUCUGCUCAUGAAGGUGCUAAGAAUUCAACGCCUGAUCAAUUAACUCAAUCCUAUCUAGUCUGCGAAGAAGAGGAUAAAAUUAAUAUUGUUUGGUCUUUUCUAAGAAAUCAUAAAACAAAGAAAACGCUUAUAUUCGUUACAAGUUGUAAACAGGCUCGUUUUCUUACCGAAGCAAUAACCCAUUUACGUCCAGGCCUUUUCUUCACAGGCCUCUGGGGAGGUUUAAAACAAGGAAAACGAAUGGAACGUUUCCAACGUUUUGAUGAAAUUGUCAAUAAAGGAGCAGCGAUGAUUUGUACAGAUAUUGCAAGUAGAGGAUUAGACUUUGUUGGACUUGAUUGGGUUUUACAAAUGGAUUGUCCUCCGUCUGUUGAUGAUUAUAUUCAUAGAGUUGGAAGAACUGCACGUAUGAACAAAAGUGGUGAAGCAAUGCUUAUGUUGACAAGUAAUCAAGAAGAUGUUUUUGUUGAAAUGUUAAAAUCUCGUCAAAUUCCAAUUAAUAAAGUUGAGGUUGAAAAACAAAAAUUAUUUUCUAUUCAAUUGAAAUUGGCAAAUUUAAUGAUUCCGUUUCCUGAAGUUAAACAUUUUGCACAAAGUGCGUUUGUCGCUUAUGCUCGUGCUGUCUAUUUUGCACAAUUAAAAGCAGUCUUUAAUGUUGAUUCAAUCAAUUUUGAGGCAUUGGCAAAAUCUUAUGGUCUACCUUUAACUCCAAGAAUUCGUUUUCUUUGCAAAAGAGGUAUUAAUGUUGGAGAUUCUGAUAAUAAGAAAAAGACUGUUGCUGAUGAAGUUAAGCUUGGUGGUGAUACAUCAAGUAAUGCUUUUGAUGUAGAUGAAGAACAAGAAAAGGAUGAAAAAGAUGUUGGAGAUGAAUUUCUUAAAAUUACAAGAAGGGAUGUUUUUAAUGAAGUUGCGGAAGUUAAACCUGAGGAAGAAAUUCUUGCUCGUAUUUCCUCCAAAAAAGCUAUAACAAAAACACAUUUGGCAUCAAAAAUGCUUAGGAGGUUAGGUAAUUCUGGUAUUGCAAAGAGAAAAAGGUUUGCUGAAUCGGAUGAAGAUAAUGAUUGAAUUGACUGAAAAUUUUUUGUUUAUUUUUGAUUUUUAAUAUAUUGUUUUUUUGUUCUUGAUUUUGUUUAAA